GUGUACACAAGUACUGAAAUACAAAGUGCAUUUUACAAGCCCGUGUCCAUUAGCCAUUGGAAUACAUAAUACAUCUAUAUAACAGGUUCUCGGGAGUCAAAUCUACUUGGGGAACGUUAAAAAGGACAUUCCAAGUUAUGGCAGAACACCCUGAUCAACAAAAACAACUGGAAGCGGCGGUAGAAGAUGGAGACGAAACAAAGCAGUUAGAAUACGCCACGUAUUUACUGAAAUUAGUAAAAUCAGAUACCGAUGCAGAGGAAAACGGGAAGAAAGCUGUUGAUUUUCUAGUCAGUCUUUCACAAAAAGCCAACGACGAUGCCACAGUUUUACUUCGUGAAUGUGUCAAGGGCCAAACAGGUAUCACGGAGGCGAACAAAGCAGCUGUAAAAUGGUGCUUGGAAACCAGCGACCAGGAAAAGAGGAUUCGGGAAUCCGCAAGACAGCUUUUCAAGACAAUCCACAGAGACGACAGUGAUGGUCCUCUGUCGUUUAAGGAUUACGUCACAGCAGUGAAGGCAAUGGAAGCGAAUAUGCGUGUUAAAAGAAUGCUCGUGUUGGCAGGCAAGGAAGCUGGAGAUGACGUCACCGAGGAGAAACUAUCAAGAAUAUUAUCAGAGCAGAUUCAGGGGACACUUAACAUGACGUCAUCGGAACGAGAAAGCCAAUCAAAUGAAUUCAAAUCAGCUGAUAUGUUUACAAGGGUCACAAAGUACCCGAUGGAGACACUGAAAGUGGGUCUUCAGGAAGUCCAGGAUAUGGUUUCAGCAGAAGGCAUGUCGUGGGUCGGUAAUCUGCUGCCUACAAAUCAGCUCUACAUGAUAUCAGCCUUCUUCCUCUAUAGCUUCCUGUCCGCAAGUCUCCUCCUCUUCGUCAUUCCUCUUCUUGUAUUCUACGUCACUCUUGCUGUGUUGCUAGUGGCAACGUUGCAGAUCGUCGUCAACAGGCAGAGUCUGAGGAAGAGCGAAGACCUUGCAAAUACUCUACAUAAAUUUGACAAGGAUUUAGACAUGGAAGCAGCCAGGUCGAAAUUCAUCAGAAAUAAAUUAACGCCAUAUUGGAUAUUUCUUGCAGUUCUGCCACUUUUUGUUGCUGGACUGUCGUUAGUGAACAAAAAGUACAUCCCCUGUUCUGAUCUGGCGGUUUUAUCGUGUAUUAUAACGGGGAUAACUUUCUUCUUUUUUAUUGAAACUCCAUUGGAACUGACACGUUGGCUUGCAAUGCUUUUGAAUCUGUUCUCUUCACUUCCAACAAUUCUACGAAAUUUUCCAGACAUUCCUGUCAUUUCAAAAAUUGUAGGUUUUGUCACAAAGUCGUUUUACACAUUUGAUACUAUUUUUGGUCUGAAGAUAAACAUUAGUCUCCCGUCAAUUUCCUAUUCUUUGCUACCUUUAAUCUUUGUUAUCAUGGCGUUGCGUCAUUCGGGCGCCGGAAGUUACCGAGUUUUACUUCCGUUUUUUAUCACACAGGUGUGGUUCAGCGUUGCCACCACUUUGUACCCGUACACCAUGUGGUUCGGGUUGGUGAGAGCAUCUGUAGGAAACGCCCUUUUGCCUGUUCUUCUCCCCACGUCAAUUGUAGUUGGUAUAUUAUACAGUAUCUACCAGGCCUUCCAAACAAAUCUUUUCAUCCAAAUUGCCAUUGCUGCUGUUCUUGGACUUGUUCCUUUAAUUCUAUCACAAACAACAGCCCUUUUUGGAUCUAACGAUGGAAAGAAAACUAGUUCAACCAAGAAGUAUGUAAUGCUUAUGUUUGGUGUAAUGGGAUUUCUGCCUUUAACUUCUGUUUUCAGCUUUAUUCCAACGGAAAAUUCUGUACCGUUUAAAUUUGAAUUGGGAUGGACGGAGUAUAAAAACCUAUGUACAUCCGGGGAUGGAAACAUGAUCCCGCAGCAAAAUCUUUGCCGCAAUUUCAUUGGACAAAAAGUCGUAUGGAACGGAACAUUCGAGGAAGCUCAAAUCACACAAGUUUUAAAUAGCAUCGAACCUAUGCUGACAGGACUGCCUUCUCUUGUCGUCAAUAAAAUUCGCUGUAACUUUGGAUCCCCGUAUGGUGACUGUAACUCGACGGAAAUGUCAGCAGACGAACAAACAGUGUGCAAGCUGAAGGCAGCUUCAGGUCAAACUUGUCAUUUUAACGAAUAUGACACAUUUUCGUUCAAAAUGACAGUAUCGAUGCCAAAAUUCAAAGGAAAACUAACAUUAGAUGCGGGAGAAACAUUUAAGAAUAUUCUGGAAAUUCUAAAGACGGGAGAUUCCUUAGAAUUCGUUGCCGUUCUUGGUGAAAACCAAGGUACAGCAAUGCCAAGUUUUCAACUUAAGGACAUCCGCUGCACUAGUCGGAUACUUCCGGUGGUUUUAGAAAAACCGGAAGAAGAUGAUGAUGUUCUUCUAGCACGGGCAACAAAUGAAGCAAUAGCAACUACUGUUAAUUUCUUCUUGUUUCCUGCUUUAGAAUAUUCUCCAAAAAUGACCUGAAACGUCUAGAUCAUCCUCGAUAUCCCGGUGUUACGCUCACUUUCGCUCUCUACACCCCUGGAAUAUGUCAUAGCAAAAUUGAA
Mizuhopecten yessoensis (Yesso scallop) is the source of this 2560-nucleotide messenger RNA. Its product is annotated as wolframin-like. Gene Ontology annotation, cellular component: endoplasmic reticulum membrane. Lineage: Eukaryota; Metazoa; Mollusca; Bivalvia; Pectinida; Pectinidae. The record is from RefSeq and is a predicted model, not a curated record. Gene Ontology annotation, biological process: endoplasmic reticulum unfolded protein response; calcium ion homeostasis. The transcript has 5 exons. Bases 138 to 2477 code for a protein of 779 amino acids.